Myiozetetes cayanensis is the source of this 2160-nucleotide messenger RNA. Its product is annotated as pre-mRNA-processing factor 39-like. Gene Ontology annotation, molecular function: protein binding. Gene Ontology annotation, cellular component: U1 snRNP; commitment complex; U2-type prespliceosome. The record is from RefSeq and is a predicted model, not a curated record. NCBI's taxonomy places the organism in Eukaryota, Metazoa, Chordata, Aves, Passeriformes, Tyrannidae. Gene Ontology annotation, biological process: RNA processing; mRNA 5'-splice site recognition. The transcript has 13 exons. The annotation marks the transcript as partial.
AUGGCCCGUCUCUAUGGUCCUGGCGGCGCUCCCGGAAGCCGCUCUGUCCCCCCCAUCGUGGCCCGUCUCUAUGGUGCCGCUCCCCGCGCCGCGGGUCCUCCCGCCUGCCAGGCGGCGCUGCCCGCCCCGCCCGCGGCGCUUCCGGCCGCUCCGGGCCGCCACUUCCGGGAGCCGCGCGCGGCGAUGGCGGCCGAGGGGCCCGAGGAGGGGCCGGGGGGCCCUGGGGGACGGGGACGGCAGCGUCAACGGGGGCUCCUCCUCGGGCCCCGCCCCCGAGGAGCCCCCCCAGGAGCCCCCGGCCCUGUCCCCCCUGCCCCCGAGUUCGAGCGGCUCUGGGGGGCGGCCCAGGCGAACCCGCACGACUUCGGCGCCUGGACCGACCUGCUGGGCUACGUCGAGCAGGAGAACCUGCUGAGCGGCGCCCGCCGCGCCUUCGACGCCUUCUUCGGGCACUACCCCUACUGCUACGGCUACUGGAAGAAAUUCGCCGACAUGGAGCGGCGCCUGGGGAGCACCCGCACCGCUGAGGAGGUUCUGGAGCGUGGCCUGCAGUCCAUCCCGUUAUCCAUGGAUUUAUGGAUCCAUUCCAUCUCCUUCCUGCAGUCCAUCCCGUUAUCCAUGGAUUUAUGGAUCCAUUCCCUGUUAUUCCUGCAGGUUUUGGAGCGUGGCCUGCAGUCCAUCCCGUUAUCCAUGGAUCUCUGGAUCCAUUCCAUCUCCUUCCUGCAGUCCAUCCCGUUAUCCAUGGAUUUAUGGAUCCAUUCCAUCCCAUUUUCCCAGGUUUUGGAGCGUGGCCUGCAGUCCAUCCCGUUAUCCAUGGAUUUAUGGAUCCAUUCCAUCUCCUUCCUGCAGUCCAUCCCGUUAUCCAUGGAUUUAUGGAUCCAUUCCCUCUCCUUCCUGCAGUCCAUCCCGUUAUCCAUGGAUUUAUGGAUCCAUUCCAUCUCCUUCCUGCAGUCCAUCCCGUUAUCCAUGGAUUUGUGGAUCCAUUCCAUCUCCUUCCUGCAGUCCAUCCCGUUAUCCAUGGAUUUAUGGAUCCAUUCCAUCCCAUUUUCCCAGGUUUUGGAGCGUGGCCUGCAGUCCAUCCCGUUAUCCAUGGAUUUGUGGAUCCAUUACAUCUCCUUCCUGCAGUCCACCCUGGACAUGGCCCAGCCCGAGUCUGUCCAGAAGGUUCGCGGGGCGUUCGAGGCGGCGGUGGCGGCGGCAGGGAUGGAUUUCCGCUCGGACAAGCUCUGGGAAUUGUACGUGGAGUGGGAGCGGGAGCGGGGGGAGCUGCGGGCGGUCACCGCCAUCUACGACCGCCUGCUGUCCAUGCCCACCCAGCUCUACAGCCACCACUGGGACAGGUUCAAGGAGCACGUCCUGCACAACCCCCCCCGGGCCAUCCUGUCCCCCGAGGAGCUGCUGUGGGUGCAGUCCAAGCUGGCCACGGAGCCCCCCCCGAAGCCCCCCGAGCCCGAGGGCACUGAGGGACCCCGGGAGGAGCCCCAGCACGGACGGCAAAGGGGGCUGGGGGGCUCAGGUAAAUCCCCCUUCCCCCCGUUUCGGGGGGUUCUGGGUGUCCCCCUCGUUUCUGGGGGGUCUCUCCCCGUGUCCCCCCCUCCUCCCAGCCCGUCCCUGCCCCUGCAGGAGGAGCUGGACCAGGAGAAGAUCCGGGAGCUCGUGAUUUCCAUGAGGCAGCAAAUCCACGCCCAGAACGAGGCCGAGGUCGGAAAGCGCUGGAACUUCGAGGACGGGAUCAAACGUCCCUAUUUCCACGUGAAGCCGCUGGAGCGGGCUCAGCUGCGGAACUGGCGCGAGUACCUGGACUUCGAGGUGGCCUCGGGGAACCACGAGCGCACGAUCGUGCUCUUCGAGCGCUGCGUCAUCGCCUGCGCCCUCUACGAGGAGUUCUGGAUCAAGUACACACGAUAUUUGGAGUCCCGGACCGUGCCCGGCGCCCGCAGCGUCUUCCAGAGAGCCUGCGGGUUCCACCUGCCCCGAAAACCCAACAUCCACCUGCUCUGGGCGGCCUUCGAGGAGAAACAAGGUAACGUGGAGGAGGCUCGGCGCAUCCUGCAGGGUUUCGAGCUGGCUGUCCCCGGCCUGGCCAUGGUGAGGCUGCGCAGGGUGAGCCUGGAGCGCCCAGAACCCCCCAGGGACCCCAAUAACCCCUUUUUUCCCCCU